AUGUUCAACCUGGAUGGAGCCCAGAUGGGACCCCGAUCGCGUGUUGGACGCGUGGGAGCCGUUUCGUCGACUGCAGCUUGCAUUCCUAUCUCCAGUCAUCUGGAGAUGGUCUUUCUGUCGGAAUACGACGUGGGUGGGAAGAGAGAAUGAGAUAAGUACAGUGCAGGUUCACUUUAUUAAAAAUUAAUCCGCCUUCUCUUCACGAUAGCGCCCAUCUUAUGGCCUAACAAUUAUUUGUUGACGUCUGUCUGCGAGUUCUAUCUGAAGUUUGGCGUCAAGAUUCUUUGUAAGUCGGCUGGUUAAGUGGCAUUAAUACGCAAGGGGGCCAUCAACCUACAGUAGGUGUGCUGACUCAUGAAGUGUCAACAGAGAUUUCGCAAUGCGUUUCCGUUUCGAAAAGACUAAUUAAGUGGGAUUGUAUAACCAGUCAACGUGCGGCAAAAUUCUAUAAUAAUUCAGUUAGCCCAAGAGGCCGGCUUUCGAAUGAACUUCCUUUUGACUGCAUUCAAAAACCAUGCUUCGUAAAAAAAAUGACAAUAUAACUCGCAUGCAUUUUUUUCCUUUACUUUCGAUGCCCUUAAAGAUUCAAUUAUAUUUAAUGGAAAACAUGUAUAAAAAUAUUCAUUCUUUUACUCAUUCACUAGAAAAUUACGUCUUAUUUAAUGUUACACCCGAAGGAAGGGUAUAAUUCGGUUUCAAAAAAUUUUCUAUUUGUGAGAUUAUUUAAUACCGUGGGAUGGCCAUUUAUGAGACGUCAUGUGUCUGCAUUUACCAAUGUGGCUCGAAAUCACUGAUUAAUUUUAUGAAGCCUAUGUGGCUCACCUUUAUUACCAUAGAGAAAUGUAUGGUUUUCCGCACGCGGAAAUUAUACAGCUUGUAGGGUGGGAACCCUGAAUGCAAGGGUAACGGCAGGGUGGGGUUCAAAAUUAUUCGGACAUUGGAAAAGUUUUUUUAAAACUAAAUUAUACCCUUUUUUCGAGUAUAAAAUUAGCGGAAGACGUAAUUUUCUGCCGAAUGAGCAAAAUGAUGAAUAUUUUUAUGCAUGUUUACCAAGAAAUAUAACUAAUCAUUUAGGAGCAUCGAAAAUCAAUGAGAAAAAUUCAUGCUACUGAAGUAGUCAUUUCUACAGAGUAUCGUUUUCGCAUGCAGCCGGAAUGGAGUUCAUUCAAAAGCCGGCAUCCUGAGGCAACUGAAAUAGCAUAGGAUUAUGUUGCAGGCUGAGUAGUUUUACAACCCUACUUAAUUAAUCUUUUCGAAACGGAAACGCAUUUCGAAAUUUCUGUUGACACUUCAUGAGUCAGCCCACGUACUGUUAGCACGAUUGAGUGGAGCAGCAGCAUAGGGGGCAUCUAGUGACCGCGCACUUAUCCCAGUGCAUAAACGAAGAAACUUUAUUCAACGCAAUUACAGGCUGCCUACCGGGCUAACAAUCGCGAUGCUCGAAAAGCCGCCGUACCCACCGAACUACGUCUUGUUGUAGCGGCUAGUAAUGUUGGCUGUAUGAUAUUACCAACAAAGACGAAGGAGAUUGGGAUGGUCAUUUCCCGCUUAUUAGCCGUCUUCAUUCAGCCAGGAUUUGGGGCACCGAGCGAAAUCAAGGUUCAGGUGCUGCAAACCUGGGCUUAAGUAAGGCUGGCCGACGGCGCCUAAUAAGUCAGAAAUGGCCAUCCCAACUUCUCUCGUCUUCGUCGGUAAUCUCCUUAUAUGAGAAAAUUUCCGCCGCAAAUUAUAAAGCAGUUUAUUUCAAGACAAGCGACAUAAGUCAAAUAUAUGUGAGCUUAUAUAUAUUUAUAUACAGUAGAUGUGCUAACUCAUGAAACGUCAACCAACAUUUCGAAAUGCGUUCUCGUUUCGAAAAGAUAAAUUAAGUAGUGUUGUAAAACUGAUCAUUUUGCAGAAUAAAUCUGUAAUGAUCCAGUUACCAGCUUUCGAAAGUACUUAUUUUCGGCUGCAUGCAAGAUCUAUACUCUGCAAAAAAUGACUACUUAAUAGUAUGAAAUUUUCUCAUUGAUUUUCGAUGCUCUUGAAAAUUCAACUAUAUUUCAUGGAAAGCAUGCAUAAAAAUAUUCAUUCUUUCACUUAUUCGGUAGAAAAUCACCUCCUCGUCCAAUUUCAUACUUAAAAGAAGAGUAUAAUUCGGUUUUAAAAAAGUUUCUAAUUGUGAGAUUUGUUAAUACCGUUAAAUGGCCGUUCAUGAAACGUCAUUUAUCUGCAUUUACGAAUGUGGCUUGUAAAUUUAACAAUAUUGCUCAAAUCCACUGCUUAAUUUUAUGAACCUCAUAUGGUCUCCUCUUAACGCUGUAGAGAAAUGCAUGGUUUUCCAUACACGGAAAAUAUACAGCUUGUAGUUUUGAAACCCUGAAUGCAAGGGCAACAGCAGGUCGGGUUUAAAAUUAUUCGGGAAUUGGAAAAGUUUUUAUAAACCGAAUUAUACUCUUUUUUGAGUAUGAAAUUGGAAGAAGAUGUGAUUUUCUACCGAAUAAGUAAAAGAAUGAAUAUUUUUAUGAAUGUUUUCCAUGAAAUAUAAUUGAAUUUUCAAGGGCAUCGAAAAUCAUUGAGAAAAUUGCAUACUACAUAAAUAGUCAUUUUUUGCAGAGUAUAGAUCUUGCAUGCAGCCGAUAAUAAGUUCUUUCGAAAGCCGACACCCUGAGGUAACUGGAUCAUUAUAGGUUUAUGCUGCAUCAUGAUUAGUUUUACAACACUACUUAACUUAUCUUUUCAAAACGAGAACGCAUUUCGAAAUUUUGGUUGACAUUUCAUGAGUUAGCACAUCCACUGUAUAUAUAUACAUAUAUAUAUAUAUAUAUAUAUAUAUAUAUAUAUAUAUCAGCGAGGAGGGACGACAGAGAAUGCGGGUAGAUUGAUACAGCACUGUUUCGGGCUUAUUCUGCCUUCAUUCAGCCAAUCAUAACCCUGACCACCAGCAGUUGGAACCAGAAACACAAACAUGCGCACAGACGCACCUGGCGCAGUCGGUCCACCACUGAGGCCUACCAGAUGGGUCAUAAGCACUUCAUCGAACCGAAGUUCAUCAGUGCCUCGCCACCUGUCAUUCUCUGUCGCUGCAGAUCGGGUAUUUAUCAAUCAGGAAUGGGCGCACACCGAUCUAUUGGCUCCUCGCUGCUAUUAUGACUUGGCCGACUUCGGCCUGGUAAUUGGUUGCCUGUUCGUGACCUUUGCCACACAUACGGAGCUUGUUUGCUUUGUGAAGCCAAUAGAUCGGUGUGCGCCCAUUCCUGAUUGAUAUAUAUAUAUAUAUAUCAGAGGGGAGACGACAGAGUCUGGGGGUAGAUUGAUACACCACUGUUUCGGGCUUGUUUGCCUUCCCUCAGCCAAUCAUAACCCUGACCACCAGCUGGUACCGGAAACACAGACAUGCGCUCAGACGCACCUGGUGCAUCUGGUCCACCGCUGUGGUCUACCAGAGAAGAGAGCACUGUGAAUCGGCCGUUGAGCAUCUGGAGAAGUCGACUAUGAAAUCUCCCCUUCGAGGAAACCCAUCUGGAUCAUGAUAAGUUUGAUUCAGGUCACGGGGGACCAACAGUGGGGAUCCGGACGUGUUCAGGGAUAGAGAGCAGCCGGGUGUGUCUGUGGCUUAAUCGGUACGUCGGAGCUACGAGUUCACAGUGGUUGAUGAUGAUGUACUCUACUUAUCACAACAGAGGUCUAGUAUCCUUUAGUGGAAGUGGGAAUAAAACCAGCAGAAGAUGAACAUUCUGUGCAGGACUGCAGCGCACUCCUAACAAGUGGGUCAGCUCCACAGUGGUGUACGAGCGGAGGCGGUUAGGUCAGUCAGAGCACACCACCUUAAACGUCCGAGUCAGUUCGUCAAACUUGAACGGAGUCCCCUGCUCGCUCUUCUAACGUCGUUUUAGUUUGUCCUCUGGCCUCUUUUAGCAGCAGCACGGCAACAGAGUCAAUUUUCUGGGUGUUAGUCUAUCCUUGAACGACAUGGAGUCUCUAAGGAAGGUAAAUCAGCAUUGCCUUGAUUAAUUUCCGAGGAAAUUAAUGCGCGAACUUGGGGUAAAUCUCUCGAAACGGGCCUUUUCAGGCACGGUCCAAAGUUUGAUAUGAAUAUUUGAGCUGAAAUCCAUCAGCUACUGCGAAAUAACUGCUUACUAUUCAAAAUCCGCCAACAGACAGCCAGUAGUAUAGAACUGUGCAAUGAUUUACCGUACUUACAACACAGGCAUUAGCUAAAAGCCCAGACGCGCGUGUUUCGCCGAUCUUAUGCUGCUGCGAGGGGUUCGGCUCGUCAGUGGGUCCCCCAGCUUUUCCCGUGUGUUUUCUGGUAUAUAAACUCCAGUUUCAACUUGCCUUGUCUAAUUUCCGAGGAAAUUGAUGCGCGAACUUGGAGUAAAUCUCUCGAAACGGUCCUUUUUCAGGCCUUCGUUACCAAAUCGAUUCCUCGCUUGUGAUGCCGUUGAAGGGACAAAAUGUUUUCCCGCUGGAGAACAGCAAGAUUGACGCCGAGCUCGGAGAUUCGCUUAGCGUUUUAGGUGACUGGACCCUUGCUAAGUCGUCAUAGCAGGGACUGAUGGACCCUUUGACGACCCCUGCCUGUCCGUGUUUUAUCCAACGCUUUUAAACGGAAUCUCCGGGAUUCAUGAACUUUGGGUGGUUAGACGAGCCCACCUCUCGAUGCCCAGCGAACAGAAGUGAGAGAAAAAGUGACAUCUGUAGAGGCGACUAUCUUGAUUUCUAGACGCCCACUUGUGUUAUAUUUAGCUUAUCAGGGCACAUACCAACACAUUAAUAAGUAAUAGAGGAGGGGUUUAGUCUGGCAACCCACCGGCAGCCGCACAGCAGUUAGUAGUGUAGGCCGAAUAACGUUACCGACAAAGCCAGGGUAGGUACUGUUAUUUUGCCUAUACUACUAGUCGCUGUGCGGCUGCUGGUGGGCUCGAGAUUGAACCGCAGGGCACAAAGCGGGCCGAGUGUGUUUCGUAGCGCGAUCGGUGAACGUCGACAGGACAACGAACCCACGAAGUAGUUGUUAAGGCCUUGAACUUAUAACCAGCGGGUUGCGGGAUCGAGACUCCCGGCUGACUGAUGACGACUGGUGUCGGUUUCCCUCGUCAUUGUCAGUAAUGUUAUUCUGCCCCUAUUUAUAAGUACUGCAUGUGUUUUUUGGAUUUUUCAGUCCUUUUCCGGAACCAACAACUAGACGUCCGCCGCCAGUCGUGCCCUGCCUAUUCACAAACAAAGGCUAACCUCGAUUUUUUCUUGGUGUAUUUCUGGACUUCCCCCCUGUUGUCCGAGUGACCGUUGGCCUCUUUCAUGUGCUCUUUUCAACGAGAUAUCCCGACAUUGCACCCACCCCUCACCCCAAAGUUCUUUAUGUUCACAAACCUGCCCCUCCCCUGUCUUUUUAUUAUUCUUGCCGCCCCUGUCUCUCCCUUUAAGGCAUUUCACUCUGUACAUACAUAUAUGUAUAUGUUUGCAUAUAUUCGACUUAUGCCAAUUGUCUUGAAAUAAACUGCUUUGUAAUUUGUGGCGGAAACUUUUCCAAAUAAGGAGAUUGCUGACAAAGACGAGGGAGGCUGGAAUGGCCACUUCUGGCCUAUUAGCUGUCGUCAGCCAGUCAUACCCAACCUCCAAAUGCGGAAUACCUGGGGCUCGAUCCCGCGACCUGUUGGUUAGAAGUCCAACGCCUCAAACCACUGAGCCACGGGCUCGUUGUUCUGCCGGUUGCGAUAGGGAAUAUACAAUGGUAGGUGCCCCAAAACCUGGCUGGCUGAAGACGACUAAUAAACCAGAAAUGGCCAUCCUAAUCUCCCUUGUCUUUAUCGGUAAUCUCAUUCACCCUAUACUACUAGCCGCUGUGCGACUGCAUGCGGGGCUCUAAAUUAAGCCCCAAAACACAACUGAACCAGUGUUUACCGUAACAUGAUCGGUCUACGUACUUCCGACACUUCCAUGUGUGUACUUCACCCGGAAUAAUUACGCCAGGCGCUUACAGUUUGCCUAAAAGUGGGCCAACGCCGAUCUGCUCAAUUUUCCUGAGCAUGCCGCCUCAUCUACGAAUCGAGAAAGGGUUAAUGUCUACCGGGCAGCGAAGAAAAUCAAACGCACAAUAACAGCGAUGGAUCGAUACAACGGCCACCUCGAGAGUAUUCAUAUCAGUUUUAUUCAGGUAUGUGGUUAGUGUUAGUGGGUACCCAGCCUGCCCCGAUGUGCAGCCAGACGACGGAGCGCUGACGAACCUCUGAAUUGAUGUGGACGCCGACUCAUGGGUCAGGUUUACUUUGUACCAUUAUUAGCAAGUAGGUUGGCGUUUCCGAUCUUUAACCGUUACUUUAUACCCCGCAAUUGUCACUGGGGGCAGCAUGCUUCUGAGAAGACCUCAGUUGCCUCGUGUCCGCAGGAGCGGACUUUGUGGUUAGUUCAUUGGUAGUUUGGCUCGUACUCUUCCCUUCAUCCUAAUUGCGGUUUGGAAUGACCAUCCUCGGUGCAGGCCGUAGGCGUAGUAGUGCACUCCUGGGACUCUUCUCUCCCCACUUCCGGAGUGCCGGUGUUUUUCUUAAGUAGUUCUCUGCUUGCCGACCGGGUGCACAAUCUCAAGUAUCGGAACCGCGGUUUCUGCCUGAGACCAAGAGGAGCUAAAGAUACAAUAUGAAUAUACUACUUGCGAUAAGCGAGUAGACGUUUAUGUUUGCUCUCUUUGAACUAACGUACGGCUGCUUCCUUUUUGCGUGCAAUUAUGUAAACAGUCUACUUUUCAACUUUCCUUUCUUAUCGGUGCUUUUACCUAGACCACAAGUAAUUAAUGGGGGGGUUCAAAGACGUCUCCCAUCUUCUCCUUUGUAAAACUGAACUGAAAAAGUGGACUGACUUGCUAGCUAAAAUUCACUUCCCCCAGCUCCCCUCUGUCAAAUUUGGAGGUUGGGGAUGUCCGUACAAAAAGACUAAUCGUAGAGUACCGGAAAAUCUGUCUCUUCACACAAUAGCCCUUCUGUCCUGCCUACAGGCCUCGCGACACUCGAAAACGGGUGUCUCAGACUAGCGUGAACAGGGCUACGUGAGCAACCAGUCUGCUCCUUUUCCACCCCAUAGCCUCAGUAUGUCGAUGUUUAUGGCGCUUUCGGUGAGCCGUGUCCUGGUCUCGUAGCCUCUAUGAUGUGCUUCUCACCUCCGCCCCCCAGUUUCGACCUCAUGAUCCAGAAGUCGGCUUCGGCUAUCCCGUUGUGGACAGUGGGAAUUCUUUAAGCAUCUCGAAUUCCACACAGAUCUGACCACCGGAGACAUUCGCUGCAAGUCAGGCAGUGUUACUUGGCUGCAACUAGGAAUUUAAUGCUGACCGAAACCGCUGGCCCCGACAGGCUGUUGUACCACAACGGACACGACCGCCGCCAAUGUGAACUACCCGGCACUACGAGCCUGGAUGUUCUUUUGGCAUUCAAGUGCUUUGAGGAGAUUUGCCAUCAUGCGCGUUACCGAAAAGCGCGAAUUUAAUUGGAGAGCUCGCAAAAAAGCCAGCGGUAGGGUAAACGUCUGCGAGAGUUUGAGACAUCAGGUGAACAGUUGUGCGAUUCCACAGACCCCCGUUUCCAUUCAUUUGCGAAAACACAGGCCUACCCCUAAUAUUUAGCAGCUCCAACACGAACGAAUGUAAUAGAAGUAGUAGUCUCAGCAGCAGCAGCAGCAGCAGCAGCAGCAGCAGCAGCAGCAGCAGCAGCAGCAGCAGCAGCAGCAGCAGCAGCAGCAGCAGCAGCAGCAGCAGCAGCAGCAGCAGCAGCAAGGGUAG
Molecule: messenger RNA, 7747 nt
Organism: Spirometra erinaceieuropaei
Lineage: Eukaryota; Metazoa; Platyhelminthes; Cestoda; Diphyllobothriidea; Diphyllobothriidae
Source: the annotation of a GenBank genome assembly